GGAAACAACAGAUGUUGGACAGGAUGUGGAGAAAGGGGAAUGCUCUUACAUUGUUGGUAGGAAUGCAGACGGGUACAGCUACACUGCAAAACAGUGUGGACAUUUCUCAGAAAGUUAAAGAUAGAACUACCCAGUGCGUCACAGCAGCUCCGGCAGUGGGAGGAGCAGAUGUGGACAGGCAGCCCAGCUUCGGGAAGGCUCUCGGAGUCCAGCAGCCUGCAGGCACCCAGCAUGCACUCGCCCCACCCCCACGAUGCCCAAAAGGAAGGUCAGCUCCACCAAGGGGGUGGAGAAGAAGGAGCCCAAUGGAAGGGCAGUGAGGUUGUCAGCUAAAUCUGCUCCUGCAAAAUUGGAAAUGAAAUCCAAAAAGGCGACAGGAAAGGAUACAUCUUCAGACAAGAAAGUGCAAACAAAGGGGGAAGGCAAAGCAAAGAGAAAACAGGCUGAAGUGGCUAACCAAGAGACAAAAGAAGCCUUACCCGCAGAAAAUGGAGAAACUAAAAAUGAGGAGAGCCCAGCCUCUGAUGAAGCAGGAGAGAAGGAAGCCAAAUCUGAUUAA
Messenger RNA from Panthera uncia (snow leopard), 559 nucleotides. RefSeq names its product non-histone chromosomal protein HMG-14-like. Gene Ontology annotation, cellular component: chromatin; nucleus. Gene Ontology annotation, biological process: chromatin organization. Gene Ontology annotation, molecular function: nucleosomal DNA binding. The transcript has a single exon. NCBI's taxonomy places the organism in Eukaryota, Metazoa, Chordata, Mammalia, Carnivora, Felidae. The record is from RefSeq and is a predicted model, not a curated record. The coding region runs from base 254 to 559 and encodes 101 amino acids.